GUCCCCUAUUUCGAGGUCUACUUCAUGUCAUCCAACGAGCUGCUCCAGAAUACGUCAGUGUUGGCUGUUCUGCUGUUCCUGGCCCUGGUGCUACAGCGGACCUUCCUACAGGCCUCCUACUAUGUCACCAUAGAGACCGGCAUCAACCUCCGUGGAGCCCUGCUGGCAAUGAUCUACAACAAGAUCCUGCGUCUGUCAACCUCUAACAUGUCCAUGGGAGAGAUGACCCUGGGCCAGAUCAACAACCUGGUUGCCAUAGAAACCAACCAGCUCAUGUGGUUCCUCUUCCUGUGUCCCAACCUCUGGGCCAUGCCAGUGCAGAUUGUGAUGGGCGUGAUCUUGCUGUACUACCUGCUGGGGACCAGUGCUCUGAUUGGAGCUUCAGUCAUCGUGCUGCUGGCUCCAGUCCAAUACCUGAUCGCUACCAAGCUGGCUGACACCCAGAAGAGCACCCUGGACCAGUCUACGGAACGUCUGAAGAAGACCACAGAGAUUCUGAAGGGGAUCAAGCUGUUGAAGCUGUACGCCUGGGAGAACAUCUUCUGUGACAGUGUAGAAGAUACCAGGGGCAAAGAGCUCACCAGCCUCCGCACCUUCGCCCUCUACACCUCCAUGUCUAUUUUCAUGAAUGCUGCUAUCCCCAUCGCUGCUGUGCUUGUGACGUUUGUCAGCCACGCCCUGAUCAACAAGUCCAAACCCAGCUCCUCGGAGGCCUUCGCUGCUCUGGCCCUCUUCCACAUCCUGGUUACCCCACUGUUCCUGCUCUCCACCGUGGUCCGCUUCGCAGUCAAGGCCAUGGUCAGCGUCCAGAAGCUGGGUGAGUUCCUGCAGAGCGAUGAGAUUGGCGAUGACAGCUGGAGGAACGGAGACAUGUCUGUGUCCCUAGAGGCCUGUAAGAAACACCCUGGGGCGACCAAGGCUAUAAACAGGAAGCAGCCCCUGCUCUACCAGAUGGACAGCUAUGAGCAGCCAGCACGCAGACCACUGCGACCCAACGAGACUGAGGACGUGGCUGUCAAGGUGAACGGUGGAUUCUUCACAUGGGGAAGCAACUUGUCAACGUUGUCCGACAUCAACAUCUGCGUUCCAACAGGUCAGCUGACCAUGAUCGUGGGCCAGGUGGGUUGUGGGAAGUCGUCCCUGUUGCUGGCCAUGCUGGGAGAGAUGCAGACCCUCAGUGGAAAGGUCUACUGGAGCAAACUGCCUGUGAGUGAGAUGCUGCACGAGGCCAACAGUUGUUUUGAGACGGACGGGUCUUUUGAAGAAACCAGGAGUAAGAACAGGUACUCUGUGGGCUACGCUACCCAGAAGUCUUGGCUGCUGAAUGCCACCGUGGAGGAUAACAUCACGUUUGGCAGUCCCUUCAACAAACAGAGAUACAAGACUGUGAUUGACGCCUGCUCCCUGCAGCCUGAUGUAGACCUCCUGCCCUUCGGAGACCAGACGGAGAUCGGAGAGAGGGGGAUCAACCUGAGUGGAGGCCAGAGACAGAGGAUAUGUGUGGCUCGGGCUCUCUACCAGAACACCAACAUCGUCUUCCUGGAUGACCCGUUCUCAGCGCUGGACAUCCACCUGAGUGACCACCUGAUGCAGGAGGGCAUCCUGAAGUUCCUACAGGAUGAUAAACGCACCGUGGUCCUGGUCACACACAAACUGCAGUACCUCAUCCACGCUGACUGGAUCAUAGCCAUGAAGGAUGGCUCAGUGCUGAGGGAAGGCACUCUGAAGGACAUUCAGACUCAUGAUGUAGAACUGUAUGAACACUGGAAGACCCUGAUGAACAGACAGGACCAGGAACUAGAGAAGGACACUGAGAUUGAUAACUGUCAGACUGCUCUGGAGAGGAAGACCCUGAGAAGAGCUUUCUACUCCAGAGAGGCCAAGAACCAGGUCGACGAUGACGAAGAAGAGGAGGAAGAGGAGGAGGAAGAGGACGACAACAUGUCGACGACCACCAGUCGGCGCUCUAAGAUCCCGUGGAGGGUGUGCUGGCAGUACCUGUCCUCUGGUGGCUUCCUCAUGGUCUUCCUCAUGGUCUUCUCCAAGCUGCUGAAACACUCCGUCAUGGUCGCCAUCGACUACUGGCUGGCCGAAUGGACUGCUAAAGGCAAUGUCCCAGUCAAUGGGACUGCUAAUGGCGAUGGCCCAGUCAAUGGGACUGCUAAUGCCUCAUGUGGUCUGCCUGACUCCUACUAUGUGCCAGUGUUUAUCAUCCUGUGUGGAGCGGGGAUAGCCCUGUGUCUGAUCACCUCUCUGACUGUGGAGUUCCUGGGUCUGUCUGCUGCUACCAACCUGCACCACAACCUGCUCAACAAGAUCAUCCACGCACCUAUCAGAUUCUUUGACGUGACCCCCUUGGGCCAGAUCCUGAACCGUUUCUCGGCUGACACCAACAUAAUAGAUCAGCACAUCCCUCCUACCCUGGAGUCUUUGACCCGCUCCACUCUGCUUUGCCUGUCAGCCAUCGGGGUCAUAGCGUUCGUCACCCCAAGCUUCCUCAUCGCUCUGGUUCCUCUGGCUGUGUCCUUCUACUUUAUACAGAAGUACUUCCGGGUCGCCUCAAAGGACCUUCAGGACUUAGAUGACUCCACCCAGCUUCCUCUGCUCUGCCACUUCUCUGAGACUGCAGAGGGACUCACCACCAUCCGAGCAUUCAGACAUGAAUCUCGAUUCAAGCAGAAGAUGCUGGAGCUGACAGAUACCAACAACACAGCCUACCUGUUCCUCUCUGCUGCCAACCGCUGGUUGGAGGUCAGAACGGACUACCUGGGUGCUGUCAUUGUGUUAACAGCAGCAGUAGCCUCAAUAUGGAGCUCUGGCAAGAACCUUCCCUCUAGCAUGGUGGGGUUAGGCCUGACCUACGCGCUUACAGUGACCAACUACCUGAACUGGGUGGUGAGGAACCUGGCUGACUUAGAGGUCCAGGUGGCUGCUGUCAAGAAGGUCAACAGCUUCCUGAGUACAGAGUCUGAGAACUACGAAGGCUCCAUGGGUAAACUAAACACUCCCACACCAAAUGCUGCUUCCCAAUACCCUGGAGUCUCUUGUGACAGAGGCUGGACAGUGCACACACAAGAUGUGGUUUAA
Molecule: messenger RNA, 3087 nt
Organism: Oncorhynchus gorbuscha (pink salmon)
Lineage: Eukaryota; Metazoa; Chordata; Actinopteri; Salmoniformes; Salmonidae
Product: ATP-binding cassette sub-family C member 9-like
Exons: 26
Biological process (GO): transmembrane transport
Cellular component (GO): membrane
Molecular function (GO): ATP binding; ABC-type transporter activity; ATP hydrolysis activity
Source: RefSeq, a predicted model, not a curated record